Exaiptasia diaphana is the source of this 1277-nucleotide messenger RNA. RefSeq names its product melatonin receptor type 1B-like. The record is from RefSeq and is a predicted model, not a curated record. The transcript has a single exon. Gene Ontology annotation, molecular function: neuropeptide Y receptor activity. Gene Ontology annotation, cellular component: membrane. Gene Ontology annotation, biological process: adenylate cyclase-activating adrenergic receptor signaling pathway. Bases 1 to 1041 code for a protein of 346 amino acids. NCBI's taxonomy places the organism in Eukaryota, Metazoa, Cnidaria, Anthozoa, Actiniaria, Aiptasiidae.
AUGAAUCACACUGCUGUCUUGGCUAGACUUGCUGUUGAAUUACGAUCACGAAGCACUGCUCGUGUUGUGUUUGAAAGUGGAGUUUUUCUGGGCAUUGGACUUUUGAUACUCGUCGGGAACGCCAUGACACUGUUCAUAGUUUACAAGAAUUUUCAUCUUCGCACUGUCACCAACUUUUUCAUCGUUUCAUUGGCAUUUUCUGACAUUGGAAUGGCUGUCUUGGCAAUGCCAAUGUGUUUCACUGUUCUUGUUGGUGGUCAUUGGCCUUUUGGAGAUGCAGCUUGCCAGUACAACGGUUUCGUAGCAGUUUCCAUGGCAGUUGCAUCGGUGCAAUUUUUGGCGUGUACCUCUGUUAACAGAUACUUUCGUGUCGUAAAGCCAAACAAGUACAGGAAAUACUUUACGAUGAAGUCUACAGCACUGUACAUUGCAUUAGUUUGGGUAUGCGCGGCCGUGUCUACCAUACCAUACUUGUUAUCUGGAAAUCGCAUGGUCUUUCAUCCGGGAAAAUUAGUCUGUUGCUUAAAAAUUGAAGUAACAUGGUAUACAGCCCUCAUUUCAUCUUUAUGCAUAGGAAUCCCAACCAGUGUCACACUAUACUGCUAUCUCAGGGUCUUCCAAGCUGUUCACAAGCAUAACAAACAAUUUGCACAGUCAAGAGGGUCUAACAAUAACCUGAGCGUCGAGGAAAUUAAGAUAACUCGCACAUUGUUUGUAGUGAUGUUGGUGUACAUGACAUGCUGGACGCCAAUCCUAAUCAUUGAUCUCAUUGAUACAGGCCGUGGUUACUGGUCGAUGAAAAGAGAAGUGUAUACCUUCUACAGUUACCUCGCAGUGGUGAGCAGUGCAACUAACCCUAUAAUCUAUGGACUGAUGAACCCACAGUUUAAGAAAGAGUAUUUGAAGAUCAUGCAGUGGGAAUUAUGUCGGAGAAAUCCAUCUUCCGUAACGGCAAUUUCCACGGUAUAUGCAUCACAUUCGAGAUCUCGCCAAGAAAACGUGAACUUGGGAAUUCAGUCGGUCGAUACGGCAAAGUUGUAAAUCUUAAAACGAGAUAUAAUUUCAUAUAUUGUAUCUAUUCUCAUGAUUGCCUGAUUUGUCGUAGAUAUUCUAUUUAAAUUCAUAGUACACACCUUCUUCCUGUAAACAAAAAGCAAUCAGUUCAGUCAAAUUUUCUCUAAAUGAUGUGGUCGAUAGUUUACUGAAUCACAUUUAUUGUCUGUUCGACUAUGAAGUAUCUUUGUAAUCAUGUUAAUACGAGUCCAACUACCAUCGAG